UCCCUGCUGGACCCGAAAACCCUCGCAGAGUGCUGGCCCCCAGAUGGCUUGAUGCCUGGUUUGUUCCUCUCAGAGAGCAGCUACUGGCAGCUCUGCCCUCCCUCCAAGUCCGGCCUGCAGGGGGGGUUACUGAGCUCUAGUUUCCCCCCCUCCCCCGGCCCCGUGCCCCUGGUGCCCCCAGAUGCUCACCUGCAGGAGGGGGGUGACCCCCUGGACGGCCCCCCCCCCUCUCACCUGCUGCAGCACCGCCCCCUGGCCCCCAGCACCUCAGCAUCUGAGCUGUCCCUCCCCGGGGCCCCGACAGCCCCCCCCCUCUGCGGCCCCGGACCCCCACCUCCCCCUCCCCCCAAACGGCACUGCCGCUCGCUGUCGGUGCCCGAGGACCUGUCGCGCUGCCGCUACACCUGGCGGCCCAGCGCCUCGCGGGUCUGGACUCCCGUCAGUCGCCAGCAGUGUCACGGGGGAGGGGUCACGGCGGGGGGAGGAGUCAUAGGGGUGGGCGUGGUAGGGGGAGGAGCCUGUCCUCUCCGCGCCCCCAGCUCCUCCCUGAACUCGUCGCUGCACUCCUCAUCCAGCCCCACCUUCUUCAGCCUGGCACUGUCUCCGGACUCACCGCUGCCCUGGAGCUUUCCGUGGGACCCCAGCGAGGCAGCGGCGGGGGGCGGAGCCUGUUGCUGCUUCUUCCCCUCGCCCUCCUCCUGCUCCUCCUCGCCCUCCCCCCUACACCCGCCUCCCCCUCCUCAGAGGCGUUUCUCCCUCUCCCCAGUGCUCAUCAGAGACUCGGCGGCGGCAGGAACGUGGAGGCCGCCGCCGCCACCUCCUCCGGUGCCGAGCCAGAUUCCGGCGCGUCCGCCAAGCUGCUCGGCCGUGUCGGCGUCGGGCGGCCCGGUUCCCGCCUCGCCCUCCUCGGCCUGCAGCACGCCGUCGUCUCUGAGGCGGAGUCUGCCUCCGCAGCUGCCGCGCUGCCACUCGCAGCCCUGCGACCUGCUGCUGCUCAAACCGGGUCUGAAGAGACGCCGGGACCCCGACAGACCGUGUGCCAGACCCGUCCUCGACUUCACCAAGAUGACCCAGACGCGCAGCAUCGACCCUCAGUGUCUGGAGCGCGGCGGCGGCAGGCUGGCCUGUGGUGACGUCUUCAUGGGCAUGGAGUCCUUCAUGGGCGACUUCCGGGGCUCCUGCUCGCCGGCCGAGUGCCUGGGCAGGACCAGCAUCGGGCCGCUGAGCGAGAGCGAUGAGGAGUGCCGCGAGGAGGAUGACAACGACGAGGACGACGACGAUGGCGAGGAGGAGGAGGCGCAGGAGCGUGAGGCGGCGCAGCAGGCCGUGUUCGAGAGGGAUUGUACAGAACUGGACUUGAACUUGAUAGAAGAAAACUGAGGCGUUUGUAAAUGGAAGGCUGUUCUCUUGUUUCGUUGUUUUGGAUUUUAGUUUUUUGUAUUGAUAUGAAGCCCCGCCCCUCUCCCCCCCCCACGCACCGCCAUCGUCUCCUUCACGCUGCGCCUCCUUGCCACCAAUCAGCAAGGCUCUCAGGAACAACGCCUUCUCUCAUUGGGUGAGCUGAACGCUGACGACGACGUCGACAGUGAUGAUGUGACUGCCGGACGGUGAAGACUGAAGGAGAGGAGGUUUAGCUUAGCAUCGUGCUAACACACCAGGUACCUGAAGACCCGUCCAGGUGUCUUCCAACACGCUUAACAGUCCGACGAGGCUGCAGCGUCAAACCUACAACGCCAUCGCCACGAUUGGGUCCUUGCACCGCGACACCAGACCUCUACCUCCAGAGAGUAAUAAUAAUAAUAAACCCAAACAGAGACACACACACGCGGUCAUGUGACCUGGGCGUGGUGAUGCGUUCAGGUUGGCUGCUGAUUGGUGGCGUCGUCCUGUCAGGCUUCACUGAGGGCAGGUAGCCACUGAUGCUGUUGUCCACCUUUUGGUGUGUGUGUGUGUGUGUGUGUGUGUGUGUGUGUGUGUGUGUG
This is a messenger RNA of Anarrhichthys ocellatus (wolf-eel), 1982 nucleotides long. Its product is annotated as protein FAM53C-like. The annotation marks the transcript as partial. Gene Ontology annotation, biological process: protein import into nucleus. The transcript has 3 exons. Gene Ontology annotation, cellular component: nucleus. Lineage: Eukaryota; Metazoa; Chordata; Actinopteri; Perciformes; Anarhichadidae. The record is from RefSeq and is a predicted model, not a curated record.